CGCCUAAACUGGUUCUUCAGCUGAUGGAUGUGAAAGGACUCACCAUUUCACAUGUGAAAAGCCAUCUCCAGAUGUAUAGAAGCAUGAGGAGUGACCUGAGGGGACAAGAUAGUAGCUCCACCCAACAAAAGAGACGAUCUUUUGAUGACCAUGAUGAGUGUGUUGAAGACGUAAAACCCAUUGAAGAAUCAGAUUCUCACUUGAUGUACAGGCCUUUCUCUUCAAAAAGGGCCAGAAUCGAGACCAGGAGUUCAAUAUCUGAGGAGAACCUGCAAUGCAGUCAAGGAGUAUGGGAGACAGUCUCGAAUCCGUACUCUUUUGAUGAUUACAUGGGAAUAAUGGAGGAAGGUAAUGGAGGUGGUUUCAAAUGGGAGCAAGCCCAUUCUAAGCCUCAAUCGACAGCCUUCUCCCCAUCACUUGACCUGUAUUACUUAAACACUUCGAAACGUGAAGCGGAAGAAUCUGACCUCGUCAAGAUUGCCAAGCUAGAGGAUAGAAUGUGCAAACCAGGAAAGGAGUACAAAUCCGAGGUUACUGAAAGUGAAAGAGCAGAGGAUGAAGAACCUGGUGUUUGCGAAUUGUCACUUGCACUCUCCCUGCCUCUUCCUUCCUCACAGAGAAGCAAUGCUUCUUCGACGAGCGAGAUCAGCGAGACAUUCUCAUCAUACUCCAGGUCUAACUUAAAAGAUUGUUCUGGCUUUUCUACUGGAAAACGGGACAUUAACUUAGAUUUGUCUAUUGCUCUUUGUGGUGCCUAAUCAAUAUUUGAAAAAAAAGUCUGUUCUCUGAAAUUAAA
Populus nigra (black poplar) is the source of this 796-nucleotide messenger RNA. RefSeq names its product myb family transcription factor MOF1-like. The transcript is spliced from 5 exons. The coding region runs from base 24 to 758 and encodes 244 amino acids. Gene Ontology annotation, biological process: regulation of DNA-templated transcription; abaxial cell fate specification. The record is from RefSeq and is a predicted model, not a curated record. Gene Ontology annotation, molecular function: transcription cis-regulatory region binding. Lineage: Eukaryota; Viridiplantae; Streptophyta; Magnoliopsida; Malpighiales; Salicaceae. Gene Ontology annotation, cellular component: nucleus.